UCCCCUUCUGCUACUUUAAACCCUCUCAGAACCCUAUCUGUCUCCAUUCCUUUCUUCUCUUCCCAAAACCCACAAAAAUGGCGCUCUCCAAACCCAUCUUCCUCACCCAUCUCAAAACCUUAGCAGCCAAACCCAAUCACCCUUCACCCUCCGCCGCCGCCUCCUUCAUCUCCUUCCGCCGCUCCCUGUCCUUCUCCUCCCCUGAAGAGGCUGCCGCAGAACGCCGCCGCCGCAAGCGUCGUCUCCGCAUCGAACCCCCUCUCUCCUCCCUCAACCGCGCCCAUUCCCAAGCUCAGCAAUCCACUAAACCCCAACAAUCCCAAAUCCCACAAAACCCAAACUCCCCCAAGCUUCCUGAGACCGUGUCUGCGCUCUCCGGCAACCGCCUCAACCUGCACAACCGCAUUCUCUCCCUCAUCCGGGAGAACGACCUCGACGAGGCCUCUCUCUACACCCGCCACUCCGUCUACUCUAACUGCCGCCCCACCAUCUUCACCGUCAAUUCCGUGCUAAACGCCCUCUUACGCCAGUCCAAGUAUUCCGAUCUCCUCUCCCUCCACCGUUUCAUCACCCAGGCCGGUAUUGCCCCCAACGUCAUCACCUACAACCUCAUCUUCCAGACUUACCUCGAUUGCCGCAAGCCCGACACCGCCUUGGAACACUACCGCCAGUUCAUCAACGACGCCCCAAUCAAUCCCUCUCCCACCACCUACCGCAUUCUCAUCAAAGGGUUGGUCGAUAAUGGGAGGCUCCCCAAGGCCAUGGAGUUGAAAGAGGAAAUUGGGGUCAAAGGAUUCGCGCCCGAUCCCAUUGUGUACCACUAUUUGAUGACUGGGUGUGUGAGGAGUGGGGAUUCAGAUGGCGUCUUUAGGCUUUUUGAGGAACUGAAGGAGAAGGUGGGAGGGUUUGUGGAGGAUGGGGUGGUAUAUGGGGGCUUGAUGAAGGGGUAUUUCAUGAGGGGGAUGGAGAAGGAGGCCAUGGAGUGUUAUGAGGAGGCGCUCGGGGAGGGCUCGAAGGUGAAGAUGAGCGCGAUUGCGAAUAACUCUGUGUUGGAUGCGUUGAGCAAGAAUGGGAAGUUUGACGAGGCCUUAAAGUUGUUCGAUAGGAUGAUUGGCGAGCACAACCCGCCAAGACGUUUGGCAGUGAAUUUGGGGAGUUUUAAUGUGAUGGUGGAUGGCUAUUGUGCCGAAGGGAGGUUUAAGGACGCCAUUGAUGUUUUCAGGAAGAUGGGGGAGUAUAGGUGUAGUCCGGAUACUUUGUCAUUCAAUAAUUUGAUCGAGCAAUUGUGCAAUAAUGGAAUGUUGGGUGAAGCCGAGGAGAUAUAUAGGGAGAUGGGUGAGAAGGGGGUGAAUCCGGAUGAGUUUACAUAUGCGUUAUUGAUGGAUACUUGUUUCAAGGAAGACAGAGCGGAUGAUGCAGCUGGAUACUUUAGAAAGAUGGUUGAGACAGGUUUGAGGCCGAACUUGGCGGUUUAUAAUAAGUUGGUUGAUGCAUUGAUUAAGGUUGGGAAGAUAGACGAGGCAAAGUCAUUUUUUGAUCUGAUGGUGAAGAAACUCAAGAUGGAUGUGGCAAGCUAUGAGUUUAUAAUGAAGGCAUUGAGCGAGGCUGGGAAAUUGGAUGAAGUGCUUAAUGUGGUUGAUACAAUGUUGGAUGACGAUGGGGUUGAGUGUAAUGAGGAGUUGCAGGAAUUCGUGAAAGCGGAGUUGAGGAAGGAAGGGAGGGAGGAUGAUUUGGGGAAGCUUAUUGAGGAAAAGGAAAGGCAGAAGGCUGAGGCUAAGGCCAAGGAGAUUGAAGCCGCAGAAGCAGCCAAGAGAAGUGCAAGAGCUGCCGUAUCUUCUUUACUUCCAUCUAAGUUGUUCGGGAAUAAGGAUAGUGAGACAGAGUCUGCUGAGGCCAAUGGAAAUGUUGUUGAGGCUGCUUCUGUAAAUGAAGCAGCGCAAGGUGGCCAAGAAGAGAUUUUUGGUGGAACUCCUUCUGUAGAUGCUGAUGGAAAAUCAGCAGUGGAAGCAGUUACUGAAGGUGUGGGUUCAGCUGGUAUAGAAACAAAUAAGUGAGUGAUGGUGCAAACUGAGCAGGUAACAAAUUUACUGUGCUACUUUAUUGGCGAUGAUUUUAAAGGAGAAAUGAUCGUCUUUUGUGUUCCUUGUCUUCAUCAACAUACUUAUGAAAUAUGAACCUAAUGGUCAUCUGCUACUAUGGUCAAAUUCUGUACAAUUAUAAUUAUUGGGAAAUGAUGAUGGUUUAUUUGCUUCAUUUGUUUUA
Molecule: messenger RNA, 2262 nt
Organism: Juglans regia (Persian walnut)
Lineage: Eukaryota; Viridiplantae; Streptophyta; Magnoliopsida; Fagales; Juglandaceae
Product: pentatricopeptide repeat-containing protein At3g49240, mitochondrial
Exons: 1
Coding region: 78-2054 (658 amino acids)
Cellular component (GO): chloroplast
Molecular function (GO): protein binding
Source: RefSeq, a predicted model, not a curated record